Chaetomium globosum CBS 148.51 is the source of this 612-nucleotide messenger RNA. RefSeq lists its product as uncharacterized. The transcript has a single exon. Lineage: Eukaryota; Fungi; Ascomycota; Sordariomycetes; Sordariales; Chaetomiaceae. The record is from RefSeq and is a predicted model, not a curated record. The coding region runs from base 1 to 612 and encodes 203 amino acids.
AUGUCUCGACAACUGAGCCUCGCCUCCAAGCUUAGGCCCCACCUCCCCCUCAACCGCUUCAACGACGAAAGUGGCGCAGCCGCCUACGCCGAAUCCCAGCGCGACGCCGUGGCCAACAUGCCCGAUGAGGCCUUUAGCACGCCCGAGGCCACCAGCGAGGCCGCCAUCCCCCUCGCAACCGCCAUCAAGCGACAACACACUCUCCGAGUCCGCUUCAGCGCCGCCCGCGAGAGCUGGGACUUUGACGUGGGCGGCCUGUACUACGUGUGGUACGUGGAGGGGGACGAGGACAUCGUGGCCGCGAUGAGCGGGCUGGAGCAGCAGCUGUCGACGCGGUACAUGGCGACGACAAGUCUGUGGAUCGCGCUGGUCCAGAUGGAGGAGCGGCAAUGGGCGGGGCGGAUCGCGGAGGAGUACCGGGUGACGAAGCUGGCGACGAUGGCUAUGUGGGAGCGUAUGGUGGCGUUCUGGGAGCCGUUGGCGAAGCGGUUGAAGGUGUUCUUGGAGGGUGACGUGGAGGGGAGGAAGGGGGAUGAGAUUAGGGCCGGGCUGCGCGAGAUCUUGAGCGGGUGGGAUGAGGUGCUGCCCCGGCCGAGCUCGCCAUUGAAGUGA